Molecule: messenger RNA, 3438 nt
Organism: Saccostrea echinata
Lineage: Eukaryota; Metazoa; Mollusca; Bivalvia; Ostreida; Ostreidae
Product: cullin-2-like
Exons: 19
Coding region: 55-2286 (743 amino acids)
Biological process (GO): SCF-dependent proteasomal ubiquitin-dependent protein catabolic process; protein ubiquitination
Cellular component (GO): Cul2-RING ubiquitin ligase complex; SCF ubiquitin ligase complex
Molecular function (GO): ubiquitin protein ligase binding
Source: RefSeq, a predicted model, not a curated record
CAAAGGAACGAAAUCUGUGACGAAAUCGCAUUUUUCACAACAAGGAAGAAGGAUAUGUCUUUGAAACCAAGGAAAGUUGAUUUUGAUGCCACCUGGGCAACUCUUCUGGAAACAGUAAAGGGCGUUGUUACAUGUGCCAAGGUUGGCCGUGCCACAUGGAAUGACAGAUUUUCAGAUGUUUAUGCCCUAUGUGUUGCCUGUCCUGAUCCACUGAGUGAUAAACUGUACACAGAGACCAAAAAGUUCCUAGAAAACCAUGUCUCAGAGCUGUAUAAGAAAGUACAAGAAAAUGGUGAGGAAAACUGUCUGGCAACUUACCAUAAACAUUGGGAGGAAUAUAGCCAAGGAUCAGGGUAUCUAAACCAGCUGUAUGGAUACUUAAAUACAACUUACAUAAAGAAGCAGAAAUACACAGAUGCUGACCUGAGUUAUGGUGGAAUCAGCACAGACACAGCAGACCAGCUGCUGGAAAUAGGGGAGCUUGCUUUAGACACAUGGAAAAGACUGAUGAUAGAACCACAUAAGGAAACCCUCAUCAAGCUGAUUCUAAAUGAAGUCAACAGGGACAGGAUGGGGGAGAUGGUCAAUCAGACUGUGGUGCAUGGCGUCAUCAACUCUUUUGUCAACGUCCAAGAAUAUAAGAGGAAGCACCCUCUGCUGUUGUAUGAGGAGUUGCUGGAGAAUCCAUACAAAAUGGAGACUGGGGCUCAUUAUAGACAGGAGGCAGCCAAGCUUAAAGAUGAAUACACCUGCUCAGAAUACAUGGAAAAGGUAAUUACUCGUUUGGACAAUGAAGACUUCAGAAGUCGGAAAUUCCUACAUCCGAGUUCUUACAACAAAAUAACACACGAAUGUCAGCAGAGGAUGGUAGCUGAUCAUCUUCAAUUUCUCCAUGGAGAAUGUAAAGACAUGGUCAAACAGGAGAGGAGGAAAGACCUUUCCAACAUGUAUAAACUCCUGAAGCCAAUCCAUGGAGGCCUUGGUGUGCUGGUGCAAGAAGUAGAAGGACAUAUCAAACAAACUGGAAUGGAGGCUGUCAAAAAUCUUAAAGGAGAGAAUGUGCCGGGACAGUUUGUGGAGUCUAUGUUAGAGGUUCACCAGAAGUACACAGAAAUGAUUCAGGGUGUAUUCCACUCUGAUCAGCUGUUUGUUGGUGCCCUGGACAAGGCUUGUGCUGCAGCAAUCAACUUUAAACAAAGUGCUAAACAUGUUUGUAAAUCCCCAGAAAUGCUUUCAAAAUACUGUGAUAAUUUAUUAAAGAAAAGUUCGAAAGGAAUUUCAGAAUCUGAAAUGGACGACAAAUUAACAAACUGUAUCACUGUCUUCAAGUAUCUAGAUGAUAAAGAUGUGUUCCAAAGGUUUUAUUCUCGGAUGUUGGCCAAAAGAUUAAUAUACGGACAGUCAGCUUCAAUGGACGCAGAAGAAGCCAUGAUAAAUAAACUCAAGCAAGCUUGUGGAUAUGAAUUUACAAACAAAUUACAUCGGAUGUUCACGGAUGUUUCCAUCAGCACAACAUUAAAUAAAGAGUUUUCGGAUUUUAUUCAAUCCAAAGAAAAUGUAGAACUGGGAGUUAAUUUCUCUAUAAUGGUUUUACAGGCAGGUGCAUGGCCUAUAGGUCAAAGUAAUCUCCCCACAUUUUCAAUUCCACAAGAACUUGAAAAAAGUGUGCAGAUGUUUGAGGCUUUCUAUAAUGUCAAAUAUAGUGGGAGAAAAUUGACAUGGCUUCAUAAUUUCUGCACGGCUGAGCUAAAGUUUAAUCAUUUGAAGAGGCCUUACUUUGUGACAAUGGGCAAUUUCCACAUGGCCAUUUUGUUGUUAUUCAAUAGUGGUGAUACACUGACUUUUAAUGAAAUAAAGAAAAAUACUGACUUACCAGAGAAGGAACUUGUCAAACAGCUUCAGACCUUAUUAGACACAAAAAUUGUCUCAACUGAAGGAGAUGUAACCACUUGUAGCUGUAUUUCGCUCAAUAUGGGAUAUACAAACAAAAGGACAAAAUUCAAAAUUACAGCCGCAAUUCAGAAAGAUUCAUCACAGGAAGUAGAGCAGACCCACAAUGCAGUAGAGGAAGACAGAAAAAUGUACUUGCAAGCAGCCAUUGUCCGUAUAAUGAAAGCUCGUAAAAUUCUCAAACAUGCCAUGCUCAUACAGGAGGUGAUAAGCCAAUCCCGAGCAAGAUUCGCUCCUAGUGUACCAAUGAUCAAAAAGUGCAUUGAAUCGUUGAUUGACAAAUCUUAUUUAGAAAGGACAGCCAAUUCUUCCGAUGAAUACAGCUAUAUAGCAUAGCACUUUAUAUAGUAUUCAUAUUCAGGACAGUGUAAAACAGGCAUCAACUCUGGGUAAAAAGAUGAAAAUUCAGAUAAUGAAUCAAAUAUGUACUUCUGUAUGCUUCUGUACAAGAUUUGUUGGUAAAGUGCUUUGAAUUAUAUUACAUUCAUUUUUUAUUACAUUCAUUUGGUGAUUUGUCCUUUUUUGUGGGACGUUUUAUAUUUACUGCCAUAAUAAGGUGUUUUUCGGUACAUAUUACCACCGUUUGAAAGCUGCAUCUUCAAAAUUUCUUUGUUUGCUCAUUACAAAUAAAAUAAUACCUACAUUUACAGUCAAACCUCGCUAUCUCAAACUCAAUAGGGAGUUAGGAAAAAAAAACUUCCAAGGAUUUUGAGAUAUUGAGGUUAAAAUACAGUAGGGAAAAAGUGGUUGGUACCUCCACUGGCUUCCUUAAUUCUUCUUGUAUACUUUAGUAUUCAAGAUAACAAUGUUCAAGAUAUCAAAGAUCAACCCAUAGAAAUCAAAAGUGGAAUCUAGCAAUUGAAAUUUAAAUUUUCAAAGAGUUUAUUAUUAUAACUAUAUAAUUAUUAAUUACAUAGCGUAAGCAAUAAGUGACAAACUAAACUACAAAAAGAUAAAUAAACAGAGUCAGUUUGAUUGUUUUUAAUUAAUAAAUCUUUUUGUUUCCUCUUUUGCAUUGAACAAUUUUGAUAAUUGAUAUUAAGUUUUACAUUCAUCAUGUUCAAUGUGUGAUGUUGCAUUCAAGUUGUAUGAACUUGAAUUAAGAACAUCAUAAUAUCCAUAAUAAAAAUAUAAUAAAAACAUAAAUGUUUUUGUGUAGGGGGAAGGAGGAUAGUAUUAAAAUGCUUUUUAUUUUGAUUUGGAUAUUUUCAGUGCAGAUUUUGUUUCAUGUCUUUUGAAACUUAAACUUAAACUUUUGGUGACAUUAGGAAAGGAAAUUAGUACUAGUAUAUUAAAUAAUUCAGCAUCCCGUUAUUAUACAUUUAAUUAUGUGUAUUACUAUAUGAAGUUUGUCCUUUUCUGGUCAUUGCAGAGUUACAUUCAUAUAUUUUUCGUUAAAAUUUGAAGCAUGAACUAACAUUGCUGUCUUUUCUGCAACAAAAGCAUUGUGGAAUGUAUAAAUAAAAUGAUUGAGAGGAAGAAAAUCGA